Messenger RNA from Penicillium chermesinum, 651 nucleotides. Its product is annotated as putative SNF7 family protein (Cta1). Gene Ontology annotation, biological process: late endosome to vacuole transport via multivesicular body sorting pathway; vesicle budding from membrane. The coding region runs from base 1 to 651 and encodes 216 amino acids. NCBI's taxonomy places the organism in Eukaryota, Fungi, Ascomycota, Eurotiomycetes, Eurotiales, Aspergillaceae. Gene Ontology annotation, cellular component: multivesicular body. The record is from RefSeq and is a predicted model, not a curated record. The transcript has 2 exons.
AUGAAUCGUCUAUUUGGGACCAAAAGUGCGGCUCCAAAGCCAACGCUGGAUGGCGCAAUCAGCAAGGUCGACGACCGCGUCGCCAGUAUCGAUGUGAAACUCGCCGCGCUCAACUCCGAGCUAUCAGCCUACCAAGCCAAGCUUGCCAAGAUGCGAGACGGCCCCGGAAAGAACGCCUUGCGUCAAAAAGCCCUCAAGGUGCUACAGCGGCGUAAGCAGUACGAGGCCCAGCGCGACCAACUUUCGCACCAAUCGUGGAACAUGGAGCAAGCAGGCAUGAUGCAGGAUAACUUGAAGAACGUGAUGACAACCGUGGACGCAAUGAAGACUACUACCAAAGAGCUGAAGAAACAGUACGGCAAAGUCAACAUCGAUAAGAUCGAGCAAAUGCAGGAUGAAAUGGCCGAUUUGAUGGAGGUUGGAAACGAGAUUCAGGAAAGCAUUUCGCGCGCCUACGAUGUCCCCGAGGAGGUGGAUGAGGCGGAUUUGGAUGCUGAGCUAGAGGCGCUUGGUGAAGAGUCCAUGUUCGAUACAGGUAUAGGCGAGGAUGCCAUGCCAAGUUUCCUACAAGACGAAGUUGCACCACCACAAUUUAUCGAUGAGCCACCUGAACAAACGAAGGUCAAGGAAGCUGCGGGUGGUCUUGGCUAG